UUACAGAAUUUUCAUAAUUUGAUUACAAUAAUCAACUUUUCUUAAUUCGCGUAUGAGUUAAAUGUGACCUGUAGCUAUAAUAAUGAAUAUAUAAUUUUCUAUGGUUGCAUUUGAUCCAUCAAGCGCACAAGUAAAUACAUGUUCCUGGCAUUUUUUUCUCUUGUAAUCUUGACAAGAAAACUACUAACAAUACAAAAAAAAAAAUUAAAACUACUAACAAAAAACCUCUUCUGUGUGUUUUCAAGAAAAAGGAACAAGAAACUGUCUGAAGAUUUGGGUAAAAUUAGUGCUAGGAAGAGUCAGAUAGUGACACACUUGCCUUAAAUUGCUAAUUAAACUGUAUCUUUGAACAGAUUCCAAUCUUCCUCUACUGGUAUCUUUAGCCAACCGGAAGCGCGUGAUACCGGCCUCCUCUUCCCCUACCCAAAUCCGCCCACCAAUUCGAUUACACCAAUCUUUUACCACCGUUGCCGGAUUCGGUUAUCCUUCUUUUACGACGUCCUUGUUGAACAUCGGAGACCGCCGCCAGUUUUGACUCCGUUCCCCUCUGUAUGAUCAGAUAGUUGACAUGGACGAAGUAAUGACGGUGGCCGAUGCAUCUUCCACCUUCCGCGCUUACCCAUCGGACCCGUCCAUUAUGCCGUCCAAUUUCCCGCUCGUUGCCGCCUUCUUAGCUUGUUUUCUCGCCCAGUUCCUCAAGAUCUUUACUCAUUGGUUUAAGGAGAAAAGAUGGGAGUCUAGGAAAAUGCUUAGUUCCGGCGGAAUGCCUUCUUCACAUUCUGCAUUAGUUACUGCUCUGGCUGCGGCAAUAGGUUUACAAGAAGGUCUUGGGGGAUCUGCUUUUGCCAUUGCAGUCAUUUUGGCAUGUGUUGUCAUGUACGAUGCUACUGGUGUUAGGCUUCAUGCUGGCAGGCAAGCUGAAUUGUUGAAUCAGAUUGUUUGUGAAUUGCCUCCUGAACAUCCAGUUGCUAAUGUGAGGCCUCUACGAGAUUCACUGGGCCACACUCCUCUCCAGGUUUGAUUCCAUAAAAUGCUUUCAGAUUGUUUGCUUGUCACCUUUGGUUUAAUUCAUGCAAAAUAGUCCAUCUGUUCUUGAGUCUUUAUGUCCAUCUCAAAUGCACGUGCUGUGAAACGAGUCUAUGUUACUGAAUAAUCAGCUGUGUUUGUGCUCUGUGCUUUUCAACCAAAUUAUCUGCCAGUCUUUGUUGUACAUAUUUUGAGAUUUAUGUGCUCUUUGUAAGGUUCUUUUAUCGAGCUUAAAUUCUUGCACCCUCCCUGUGGGCUUUUGCAAUGAUUUGACCUUGGAUGAUAAGCUACUCAUUGUAUACAUUUUGUUUCCAGGCCUUGUUAAACUUUCUAUUGGAAAUCUUUGGGAUAACUGUUCAUUUGAGAAGAAUUACAGUAGAUUUUAUUGACUUUUGUACCAUCAUGGUUGCUAACAUUUCCUUUCCUUGCUCAUGACCUCACACCUAUUGCAAACAGAAGCUCUUAUUAAUUCUUGUUUGUCUUGACAUGUUGAUAAAUAGGAGUUUGGAACCUAUCUCUGGAUCAGUUUAUCUCUCUGUUCUCUUGCUGAUUAUAUUGUAUUGUCUUCCAUACAGGUCCUUGCUGGUUCUUUGCUUGGAACUGCGGUCGCAUAUUUCCUGAUCAGCUUUACUUACUAGAAUGGUGCCUCUGGCUCUUACAAAAAUCAGGUAGUGACGUGCCUGUCAAUUUCAUGUGGUGGCUGCCUUUUCUGACCUUGUAACAUUGCAAGAAGAGAACCAGAUGUUACGAUUUGACCCGCAAAAAAUGUAAGAUGUGCUUGUUAAGAAAUAGGAUGGGAGGGAAUUAUAGUUGUGGGUUAGUGUUAGAACCUAGAAGAGGUGGAGGUGCGGAUACUUUUUUUUGAUUGAUUUGAUGGUGUCAAAUCAGUUCUUUAAGGAUAAUCUCAUCCGAAGUAGUAAGGUUCUCGAUCAGUUUGUUCAUGUUCUGCUCUAUCCCAGUUGAAUCAAAAGAAUGUAGCGUUCAUGAGAACUAGUUUGCUGUGCUUAUGGCAAUUUAAGCUCAUUUCUAAAAUUUCUAUGGGCACCACUCUGUUGAGAUGGGGGUAUAUAAAUGCUUCUGAGUAAACCAGGUUCGGGGCUUGUGUUUGUUUGUUGUAUGACUUGUAAUUCAUUUCAAAGGAAAAGAGUGAUAUCAGUCAUAUAUGAAUCCUAUCUAUAUGUGCAUAUAUGAUUCUCUAAGUUUAGGAGUCAGAAGUCAGAACAAUGCAUAUGGACAAGCCAACUUCUUGACUGCAAGUGGUGAAAUGACGCCCGAUAGAGAAAGAAAAGAGGUAUAACAAAAUUCUUUACGGCACAUCACUGCAUCAGCCGUGCAGCAUAAGAACAGCUAAUUAAGAAGCGCACCAUAAGAAAAUGGGUAGAAAACAUUGAUUUAACGUCCAGCAAAGGUUCAGAGUCAGCCUCCAGGCCACCAAGUAGCAGAAGUGAAAUAUGCAGUUGAGCCAAUUCAAAUGGACCGGUGAAUUGACAGGGUAGAAGAACAACAAAUGCAAUAGAGAAGAACUAAGCUGACCUAUAUCGAAAAAGAUGGAGCCCAGAGGACAAAGAUCACAAUUAGCUUUGUUUGUGGGGUCCUAACUAAACACACCUCUCUUACGGCGUUGGUACGGCCACGACAGAGAAAUGGAUGGCAAAGUUAAAUUAAAGAAAGUGCAAUGGGCUAUUUUUAGGCCGAGACAAAGAGAAUACUGAGAAGGAGAGCUGCUUCCCCUCCUAACCUCUCAGAAACAAAGACAUUCCGAACAAAAUAGGGAUCAUUAGCCGAAUCAAUGAAGAAUGAUCCCACCGACCCUUAUCCUCCUAUGUCCAAUCAAACCUCCUCCCUUUUUUUCUUUUUCUUUUUCUUUUUCUUCAGUCGCAAUUUCGCAUGUUCUUUGGUCUCCUUGGUUCAUCUCAGCUGGAUAAUGCAACAUCUUUGUUAUAGUUCUGCUGAUGUUUCCACUUAAAGCUUAUGGGUUUGUCCUUAUAGUUUGUACUCCCAAAAUAAGUUUAGGAGUUAGUUUGGUGACACACACACACACACACGAUGUAUACAUAUGCUGCAAAAUUGAUCCCCAAAAAUUAGAUCAACUUGAUGUGGUGGGGAGAUUCAAUAAAAAGAAAUGCU
This is a messenger RNA of Oldenlandia corymbosa var. corymbosa, 3153 nucleotides long. The record is from the annotation of a GenBank genome assembly. Lineage: Eukaryota; Viridiplantae; Streptophyta; Magnoliopsida; Gentianales; Rubiaceae.